CUCUUUCGUACGUGCGUCUUCUUGAACUUUUUUUUUCAUAAAAUCGUCCUCUCUUUCACACGCAUUCAACUUAGUGACCGUACAACGGCAGCUCUCCCGCAAUUUAGGGCUUUUAUUCCUUUGCCUUCAGCAAACCUCAAAUCUUCGAUAGUGCAUCAGUACCUCAUCAUUUUGAUUUCUCUGUUCUUAUCCAACAUCGGAUCGAAUCGUAUAGAAUCCUCCUCGUGUCUGUUUUAAAUGGCAGUUUUCGUUUCGAAGUAAUGGAUGGGGUUCAUGGAAACACUAACACAGCAGUGUCAACUACGCCCACUAGCUCAGCUGCGAGCUCGAAUACUCCGCCCCCCUUUCUUAGCAAGACCUAUGACAUGGUCGAUGAUCCGUCUACGGAUUCGAUAGUUUCUUGGAGCCCUGGCAACAACAGCUUCGUUGUUUGGAAUCCGCCUGAAUUCGCCAGGGAUCUUUUGCCCAAAUAUUUCAAGCACAACAACUUCUCCAGUUUCGUCAGACAGUUGAACACAUACGGCUUCAGGAAGGUUGAUCCAGACCGAUGGGAAUUUGCAAAUGAGGGGUUUCUAAGAGGGAAAAAACAUUUGUUGAAGAGUAUUAAUAGGCGAAAACCAUCCCACGGACAUAACCAACAUCAACAGCCUCAGGGACAGAGUUCUUCUGUUGGAGCAUGUGUUGAGGUGGGGAAGUUUGGGCUUGGGGAAGAGGUUGAGAGACUCAAGAGGGACAAAAAUGUGCUUAUGCAGGAGCUGGUUAGGCUGAGGCAGCAGCAACAGGCAACUGAUCACCAGUUGCAGACCAUGGGGCAACGCCUUCAGGGAAUGGAGCAGCGGCAGCAGCAAAUGAUGUCAUUCCUGGCGAAGGCCAUGCAGAGCUCUGGUUUCUUAGCCCAGUUGGUGCAGCAGCAGAAUGAGAGCAAUAGGCGUAUAGCUGGAGUGAACAAAAAACGGAGACUCCCCAAACAGGAAGAUAACUCGGAGGUUGAGCAUGCUGCGGCUCCUGAUGGACAGAUUGUAAAAUUCCAGCCUCUGAUGAAUGAGGCAGCAAAAGCAAUGUUCAGGCAGAUUCUGAAGCUUGAUGCUUCUCCCAGGCUGGAAUCUCCAAGCAGCAAUCCUGAUAGUUUCUUGAUCGAUGAUGUAGCCUCACCAUCCAGUGCGUUAGACAGUGGCAGCACUUCAAAUAGGAUCUCAGGGGUGACUCUCUCAGAAGUCCAGCCCACUUCUGGACACUCGUAUUUGCCACUAACCACCUCGGGUUUUCCAGAAAUAUGCCCUUCACCUGCCAUAUCUGAGAUCCAAUCAACUCCUUUAGGGGAAGACAUGCUUACUACAACAGCUCCAUUCUCAGAUAUGAGUGCUCUGGGUGGGGUGCAAGACGGGCCCAGUGUACGAAGCCAAACAGACAUGGUUAUGCCCGAGUUCACACACAUUCCAGGAAUAGUGGCAGAUACUGAUGUUGAUAUUACCGGUGCAAGUUUAGUUGGGAAUGAGACUGGCAAUGGUGGGUUCAUGGAUCUAAUGUCUGUUGUGGUAGAUGUGACAAUACCUAUGGAACGUGACAAGUUCUCACCUGACCCGGAUAUAGAUAUUUUGCUUGAUGGGAUUUCUAAGCUUCCAGGUAUAAAUGAUGCCUUUUGGGAGCAGUUUCUCGCUGCGAGCCCGGUUUCUGGUGAGACGGAUGAGAUUGACUUGGGCACAUCUGAAGCUGCUAACAAGGAGAAAGAACCAGCAAAGGAGAAUGGAUGGGACAAGGCUGAGCAUAUGAACCAGCUAACAGAGCAGAUGGGCCUUCUUACAUCACAAACCAAAGGUGGAUAAUCUUGUGUAUAUCGUACAUGCCUAGUAAUGGGUAACCUUGACUGAUUAACCAGUGUGGUCUUCUCUUGGAUAUCAAGCAGGUACCAGAGAGAAUACAACCCUAUGUUCAGUUUGCACAUACGGGGUCUCUGCUUACAGGAAAUUAUUGCUUUCUUUUUGCUUCCUAACACCCCCCCCCCCCCCCCGCCACCCCCACCAAAUCGCAGCUUGUACAAUGUGAACGAAUUAACAAGCAGUGAAGCUGGAAGAACACAGAGUGGUUUUUUAUGACAAUAUGCGCCAGUUGAUGUCCUGCUCUUGGUAGACUGGUUUUGUUUUGAGGGUUGUCCUGUUAGAUCGGUUAUAGUGGAAGUUGGCCAGAAUUUGUCUUGUCUUUUAGCACCACUCCCCACACUGAGUGGUUUUUUAUGACAAUAUGCGCCAGUUGAUGUCCAGCUCUUGGUAGACUGGUUUUGUUUUGGGGGUUGGCCGGUUAGAUCGGUUAUAGUGGAAGUUGGCCAGAAUUUGUC
Molecule: messenger RNA, 2332 nt
Organism: Macadamia integrifolia
Lineage: Eukaryota; Viridiplantae; Streptophyta; Magnoliopsida; Proteales; Proteaceae
Product: heat stress transcription factor A-1-like
Exons: 3
Coding region: 261-1823 (520 amino acids)
Biological process (GO): regulation of transcription by RNA polymerase II
Cellular component (GO): nucleus
Molecular function (GO): DNA-binding transcription factor activity; RNA polymerase II cis-regulatory region sequence-specific DNA binding
Source: RefSeq, a predicted model, not a curated record